AUGAAUACCUAAAAACUUCCCCAUUUAUAAUCACCAAAGAGACCUUAAACAAAAGCAAAAGCUAAAUCAAUUACUAUGAAUUUAACAAUCAAAGAUUCUCUAUAAGAAAUUUCAACAUUUCGAACAACAACUUAGAGCAGAUCAAACAUAUAAUUAUCUCAAACUGAUAGAUUAAAAACAUACUCUGAUGUCUCCUAUCUCAAUUUUCGAAAUGUAACUACAAAAUAGUCAUCUGUCUCUUCUCCCAAAAUACCAUUAAGCAAUAUUGCUCGUGAUCCAUAAUUAUAUGAAUUCGUAAAAUUAUCGGUUAUAUAUUUAGCAUAGUUAAGCUAAUAGAACAAACAUUUAUACAUCUAUUAUAAAAGAAAAUGUAAAAGGAACCUUUAUUGAUAAUCCUGCAGAAUUAAAAAUAGAUGAUAAAACAAUUGAUUUUUCACCUUUACUCCAAAAUAUCAAGAUACAUUAAUUUAAAUAUUACCUUCAAUCUAUUUUACAAUAAGAAUGUAAAACUAUCUUUGAUACAAAAUGUCCACCUAAUAGAUAAUAAGCUAUUGAUCUAUUAUUAUGGUUUGAUAAGAUGAUUCAAACUUUAAAGACUGAUAAUUUGCGAUUAAUAUCUGAUUUAACAAAUUAAUUGUAAUAAGUUUAUUAAACUUGUAUACAUGAAUUAGCUAGAUAAAUAUCAUAUGAAUGUAAAGAAAGAGGAACAUUAUUAUUAAUUAUUUGGAAUUCAUUUGUCUCUUUUAUUGAAAUGCUUAUUUAAAAUGUUGCAAUUAAUUUUGAUGAAAUGGAAACCUAAUCUAUAGAUACAGUUCAUAGAAUUUAAAAGACUCAUUAAACAUUUGUUUAAUAAUUAUAAUAAGAAAUUAAUCAAUUAAAAUAAUAAAUAGAAUAAUUAGAAUUAGAAAAAUCAGAAUUAAAUGAUAAAAAUAUAUAUUUAGCUAAAAAAAAUCUUUAAUUAACUAAUGAGAUAAAAUUAUUAGGUUCUUAAUUAGAUGAAAUGACUGAUAAUCAUAAUAAAGUUUAUAAUGAAUUAAUUUAAACAAAAUUAUAAAUAGAAACUCAUUCUACUUAAUAAACAUAAACUACAUAAAAAAUUAAAAUUGGAAUCUAAGAAGGUUAAUCUGUAGUAGCACAUUUAUUAUCUAUGAAAAAUACAAUGUUUUCUAAAUUAUAAAAAAAAACUUCAAUUUAAUUUGAGAAAGUUGAAUAAUUAAGAGAAGAUGAAGAAUAUUUUAAAUAAGGAUUAUCCAAAACUGAUAUUGAUUAAUUAAAUUCAACAUUUUAAUACUAAAAUAUGUUGAAAUUGUAAUCAAGAGCAUUAAUCCCUAUUAACACAGAAGAUAGUAUAAUAUAUUUAAUUAUCUUAGAGGAUGUUCAAACAGAUUCUACUUUUUCAUUUUUAUUUGAUCAUAUUGAAGAUUUAUUCAAUCAAAGAUGGACUGAUAAAUGUCCUAAUAUGUAAUCAUUGUUAUAAAAUUUUAGUUAGAUCUCAAAAAAUGAGAUUAAUCAGAAUUAUAAAGAAUAAUUAAUACAAAUAUUAUAAUUCUGCAAUAAUAAUUAGACAGAUUCAGAUGUAGAAAUAAAAAAGAAAUUUAUUGAAUAAAUGUUAGAAUUACAAGAACAAAAAGUAAAUGCAAAAUAUUAUGAACAUACAUUAUAAGAAGCAACAUAAGAAUUUAUAGAACUACUUAAAAGAAAGAAAUAAAAAAUAAAAAAACUAAAAAAGAGUUAAACACAAUUAUAAAAUCGUCUUAAUUCUUGUAAAUAUUAUUUUAUAUUUAUUUAAAGUAUAAAGUGAAAGUAGUCCUCCUAAAUAAGAAAUUCCAUAAGUGCUUGUAAAUUCACCAGGAGUAAACACUCCUUCAUUUAGAAAUUCUUUAGCCUUCAAUUAAUAGGAUAUUUUAUAAGAGGAUAUUAUUGAAAGUGAUGAAAAAAGUGAAGAAGAUUCAAUGAUGUAAAAUAUUUAAUAAAAUAAUAAUAAUCAAAAUUAACAAAAUUUUGAUCUAGAUUAAUCAAAUAAUUAAAAUAUUGUUGUUGAAGAUUUAAAAUAAUUUUAAGAUAAUUUUACUGAAGAAGAUAAUCUAAUUAAAUAAGAUAUAUAAGAAAAUUAGAAUUAAGAAAAUAAUAAUUAAAGUGUUGAUAUAAAAAAUAGUGAAUCAAAUUUAUCAAAAGAUAUUAAUAUGAAGAAUUCUCAAAAUAAAAAUAAUUUAAAUACUAGUAUUAGUAGAAAGAAUAGUAAAAGUAGUUAAAGUAAAUAAAGUAUAGAAGAUUUGGAAUAAUUAAAUUAGAAAUAAAAGAAUUUAUCACCAAUUAAAACUUAAUCAAAUAGAAAAUCUUUAUAAAUUAAAAGUUUAUCAGCUAUUAAGGAUUUAGAUGAUGAACCAAAAUAAUAAUAAUUAAAAAGAAAAUAAUCAAAAGUUGUCAAACAUUAACACUAAAAGUCUAUAAAUACUAUAAAUACACUUGAUUAAUCAAGUGAUGUUAAUGAAAGUGAAAAUUUAUCUUUAGUUUCUAGUGAUGAUUUAUCAGAUAAAGCAAAAGAAGAAGAUAUUAAAAAAAUUGAAAAAAUAAGAAAUUUAGUAUAAUAAUAUGGUGGAGUCAAUAUUUAAAAAAGAAGAUUUACAAAACCAGUUGCUAUUAAAUUAUCUUUAUUAUCUGAUUUAAAAAAAGAAAAAAGAGUCAAAAGAAUUUAUAGUCAAAAUACAGAUGCUGCAAAUUCAUUAUUACAUGAAGUUAUGAAUGUUAAACUAAAAAAAUAAAAAGAUUCAAUAAUACCUAUUUCAUCAAUUAUCAAAAUUUUUAAUACUAUUUUAGCUGAUACUGCAAAAAAUUAAGAAGGAUAUAAAAUUCCAUUACAUAUAAGUAUUUAUGACUUUUUCUUAAAAAAGUAUGGUUUUAAAAAUGUAGCUGAAAAAAAAAUUAAAUAAGUAUAUUUAAUUAUUUGAAUUUUAGCUACUUUAAUUUAUCUUUCAUAAGAAAAAUUAAUAUCCAAAAUUAUGUUUGAUCUCAAGAUUAUGUUAUAUGGAUGAUGAAAUGGAUGAAGCUGUGUAUAAAUUAAUUGUAGAAUCAAUUAAAUAUUUUCAUAAUAAGUAAGUAUCUAAUUUAUUUAGAGAAAUACAAUUAAAUAAACCAGAAAUCAAUUUAACAUAUGAAUAACUAAUUGAAUAUUGUAAUGAUUUUCUUUAGCAACUACUUGGUUAAACUUAUAUCUCUUAACUUUUACAGUAAUUAAAAUAAAAUAAUAAUAAAUGUAAUUUUAUUAUAUUAAUAAUCAGAAAUUGUAUUUGAAAAUGUUAUGAUCUAAGUUAUGAAUCUAUAUUUUUAAAAAAAAAGAUAAUGUGAAGAUAGUUUGAAAUUGAUAUUUUAGGCUGCAGAUUUGGAUGGAAAUAAUCUUAUUGAAUUCUCAGAAGUAUUAUAAUUUUAUCAUAAUAGUUUAAAAAUUUAUAUAAAGCAAUACAUAAUAACAUAUAUGACAAAAAUGUUGCAUUAGAAUAAUUCAUUAGUUAUGCUGAUUAUAUAGAAGAAUUAUCCAAGAAUAAAAUGAUAACACUCCCAAGAUUUGCAGAAAUGGCCAUAGAACUUAAUUUGUUUUCUAAAGAAUAAAUUAAUUAAUAUAGCAAAGGAUUCGAAACUCUAUUAUAAGAAUGGGAAGAUCAAAAAAAUUAUAUUAAAUAUAGAUAUUUAAAGGCUGAAAAAUUUCCAAAAGUUAAAUUUACUUUUAAUUUAUUAACUGAAUAAAUUAAUUUACUUAAAAAGAAGUAAAAAACAACUCAUGACCCUUAAAGUAAUAGUUGAUUUAUUUUAGCUCUUUGGGUAAGCUACAAAUUACUACAAGAGAAAUCACAAAGAGUUGUUUUAAAGUAUUACUUAUUUUAUAUUUAAGUCAUGAAGCCAGAGAAUGCUUCUUUGAUUUAGUCCCUCAUGAGUUAUGGAUAAUACAACAAGGAUAUAGGGCAAUAGAAGAACUAUGUAUAUGA
This is a messenger RNA of Paramecium primaurelia, 3980 nucleotides long. The record is from the annotation of a GenBank genome assembly. Lineage: Eukaryota; Ciliophora; Oligohymenophorea; Peniculida; Parameciidae.